CGCACAUCCGGUCUUGGCGUGUGGAGCUAGGAGUUUAGACGUUGAUUUGAUGAAUUCGGAACGACCCCGAGACGCAAGUGACGCUAAUCCUGCGUUAUGGUAUACACAGUUCACUUGCACGUCCACAGUGUCUUUGGAUAAUGAAGAAAUGAAGAGAUCUGGGACAAAAUGCAAAGAAAGAUCUGGAGAGCGUAGAAAAUGGCUUCUAGGAAGCAGAUGGGGAGUCCCGGUGCUUCUCCUCCGUAUGUGUUCCUCAGGAGUGACGAGCCUCUGGGAUCUUCUGUACAUGCCAACAUGAAGCUGGGAGAUCGCAGCCCCAGUCCUGAGCUUGUGUCUAUGGCCAGUGAUCGCUCUAUGUCACAUCCCAUAGCCUUUAAGACGGACCCCUAUUCUCUCAGCACCAGUGUGUCUAGAAUGAAGUUGGAAAGUCAUGGCCCCAUCCCUGAGCCUGUGUCUGUGAAGAGUAAUCAGUCUAUGUCACAUCCGAUUGCGUUUAAUGAGGAACCCUUUUCUCUCAGCAUCAGAUGGGAGACAGGAAGCCCUGAACCUGGGCCCAGCUGUGUGUCCUUUAAAAGUGACCAGUCGAUGCCUCAUCAUAUAGCCUUCAACAUUGACCACCCUUCUGUAUACAGACAGGAGCUGGGUCCAGAGGCUCACUUUUCACAAAUGGACAAGAUUUUUAUGAAUUUGGAGAGGAACAUCGUCUCUUUUGUCCAAGCUGAACUACAGAGUUUUAGGAGAGUUCUAGAGUUUGAUUACUCAGAGUCCCUUGUGAUUGACGAGAGUGAAGAGCAGAGGACCAAAGAGACGUUCCUCCAGCUCACUUUGGACUUCCUGCGAAGGAUGAACCAGGGAAGGAUGGCAGAUCGUCUACAGAGCAGAUACAUUCAUAAAGUCCAGCGCAAACUCAAAUCCAACCUGCAGCAGAAGUUCCAGUGCAUUUUUGAGGGCGUUGCCAGAGCCGGAAACCCCACUCUUCUGAACCAGAUCUUCACCGAACUCUACAUCACAAAGGGAGGCACUGAAGGGGUCAAUGAGGAACACGAGGUCAGACAGAUCGAAACUACAUCGGGGAGACAAACCGAGUCAGAAACUACCAUCAAAUGUGAAGACAUCUUUGAAAUAUCCUCACAGGAACCGGGAAACAUGAGAAGCAGGCUGCCGAUCCGGACCGUGUUGACGAAGGGAGUAGCAGGUAUUGGGAAAACCGUACUGACCCAGAAGUUUUGCCUGGACUGGGCAGAAGGCAGGACCAACCAGAACAUCCAGCUGUUGUUCCCGUUCACCUUCAGAGAACUCAAUGUGCUUAAAGAUACGCAGUUUAGCUUAAUGGGACUGGUACAUCACUUUUUCAGCGGACUUGAAGAAAUCCGUAGCUUUGAACACCUCCAAGUUGUGUUUAUUUUCGAUGGUCUGGAUGAAUGCAGGCUUCCUCUCGAUUUCGCCCAAGCCAAAGCAUUAACUGACAUUGCUGAAUCUACUUCGCUGGGUGUUCUGUUGGUAAAUCUCAUCAAAGGGAAUCUACUUCCUUGUGCACAGAUUUGGAUAACCACACGUCCGGCUGCUGCCAAUCAAAUCCCUGCCCGCUACAUCGCCGUGGUGACAGAGGUCAGAGGGUUCACGGACCAACAAAAGGACCAGUAUUUUAGGAGAAGGUUUAAGGUUGAGACGGAAGCUGUAGCCAUCAUUGCACACAUCAAGGGGUCAAGAAGCCUCUAUAUUAUGUGCCACAUCCCAAUCUUCUGCUGGAUCGCCGCAACUGUCCUAGAACACAUCACCAAAUUGAAAUCCAGAGACCCACUGCCCCAAACCCUCACCGAGAUGUACAUUUACUUCCUGGUGGUGCAGAUCAAAGCGAAGAGCCUCAAGUACGACGGAAGAUCUGAGGUAGAGCCGCAGUGGAGUCCGAGGAACGUGGAGAUGGUGGAGUCGUUGGCCAAACUGGCUUUCGAGCAGCUGCUGAGUGGAAACCUGAUCUUCUACGAGUCAGAUUUGGUCGAAUGUGGUCUAGAUAUCGAUGCAGUUUCGUCCUACUCCGGAGUCUUCACGCAGGUUUUCAGAGAGGAACCAGGACUGUACCAGGACAAGGUCUACUGCUUUGUCCAUCUCAGUGUGCAGGAGUUUCUGGCCGCUCUUCACGCUCAUCGCAUCUUCGUGAACUUUGGCGUAAUCUUCUGGCAACCGACCAGCCUUCCGUGGACACAACACCUGCGGAGGACUUCUACCAAAGCAGCUGUGGACCGGGCCAUAAGCAGUCCAAAUGGCCACCUGGACCUGUUUCUGCGCUUCCUCUUGGGUCUCUCUCUGCCAACCAAUCAGAAGCUCCUAAAAGGUCUGCUGACACAAACAAGAAGUAAAUCCGAGAUGCAUCUGAAGACCUUAGACCACAUAAAGCUGAAGUUGAACGAGGGGUUGUCCACAGAGAAAAGCAUUAACCUGUUCCACUGCCUGAAUGAGCUGAAGGAUCGCUCUUUGGUGGACAGGAUUCAGUGGUACGUAACUGGACUCCAAGGACUGUCCACCACGCUGACACCUGCAGAGUGGUCGGCACUGGCGUUCCUCCUUCUCUCCACAGACCUGGAAGUGUUCGACCUGAAGAUAUACCAGCCGUCUGAGUGGGUCCUCCUCAGACUGAUGCCAGUGGUCAAAGCGUCAAAAAAAGCCAUACUCAGCACGUGUAACCUGUGGGACAGCUGCUGUGCUCCUCUGGGCUCUGUCCUCAGUUCUCCCUCGUCCAAUUUGAGACACCUGGAUCUCAGCCACAACCCGAUCCAGGACUCUGGGAUGGACCUACUGUCUUCAGGACUACAGAGCCAGGGAUGCAGACUGGAGACACUCAACUUGUCCAUGUGUCACUUGUCCAGGAGGAGUGGUGGGAGUCUGGCCUCUGUCUGCUCUCUGUCCUCCAGCCUGAGACACCUGGACCUGAGCAAUAAUGACCUGCAGGACUCUGGAGUGGAGCAGCUCAGUGCAGGACUCAGGAGUCCAGGCUGCAGAUUGGAGACUCUCUGUCUGUCUGGAUGUCAGGUCUCAGAGGAAAGUGGCUCGUCUCUGGCUUCUGCUCUGGCAACACCUGGGUCAUGUUUGAAAAGUCUGGACCUGAGCUACAACAACCCUGGAUCCUCUGUGGUGGAGCUUCUGUCUCACCUAUGGGAGGACCCCAAGGCCCCCCUGGAAACACUCAAUUUGGAGCCUGCAGGACCUCGAUGGCUGACUCCGGGUUUGAAAAAGUAUUUGUGCGUUCACUCUCUGGACUCCAACACCGCGCACCGGCAACUCCAUCUAUCCGACCGGACCGUGACCCGCGUCUCUACGGACUUCAACUACCCCUUCCACCGGGACAGGUUCGACUACUGGCCCCAGGUCCUGUGCAGUAAUGCCCUCACCGGACGAUGCUACUGGGAGGUGGACUGGCUGGCUGACUGGCACGGGGAGAAAACCAGAGGAGUGGACAUCGCCGUGAGCUACCGGGGCAUCGGUCGCAAAGGAGACAGCGGCCAAUGCGGGUUUGGGUUCAACAACCAGUCCUGGAGCCUGAUGGUGUGUUACGGAUAUUACUGCUUUAGACACAAUGGGAACGAGUCCAGGGUGGGGACUUUCACGGCGUCGCGCAGAGGCAGAGUGGCGGUGUACCUGGACUAUCCUGCGGGGUUUCUGUCUUUCUAUAGAGUUUCUGAAGAGCAGCUGAUCCACAUACACACUGUCAACACCACGUUUACAGAGCAGUUGUUCGCAGGAUUUGGGGCAUGGUCUGGAACGGCAGUGUCUCUGAAUCUGAAAUAGCCCCACCUACUGAACACUUCCAAUUUCACUAGUUUAUUUUGAGCAUCACCAAUGUCAUUUUUGUUCAUCUGCAAAAGCUACAUGUUACAAGUACCGUAUUUUCCGGGCUAUUAGGCGCGCUCUUAAGCCUCUAACCGCAUCAAAAAAUGGCCGCGCGCCCCGCAAUCCAGAGCGCCCUAUACACGAAUCCACUCGGGUGUCCCAACACGACUUCAGUAAACUACAAAGCCAGCACCACCCGCAGCGCACGCAAACACACACGGAGCAGACAGCGACCGCGCAGCGAAAAACACCCACAGCCACACUCAUCACUCCACACUGACGAGGAACGGA
Boleophthalmus pectinirostris (great blue-spotted mudskipper) is the source of this 4116-nucleotide messenger RNA. Its product is annotated as protein NLRC3-like. The record is from RefSeq and is a predicted model, not a curated record. Lineage: Eukaryota; Metazoa; Chordata; Actinopteri; Gobiiformes; Gobiidae. Gene Ontology annotation, molecular function: protein binding.